Laetiporus sulphureus 93-53 is the source of this 1540-nucleotide messenger RNA. RefSeq names its product GDP-mannose 4,6-dehydratase. The transcript has 7 exons. Gene Ontology annotation, biological process: GDP-mannose metabolic process. Gene Ontology annotation, molecular function: GDP-mannose 4,6-dehydratase activity. Bases 236 to 1372 code for a protein of 378 amino acids. The record is from RefSeq and is a predicted model, not a curated record. Lineage: Eukaryota; Fungi; Basidiomycota; Agaricomycetes; Polyporales; Laetiporaceae.
GCUGCUGGCAUCGCCAACGACCAACCAACUAUCCAGUGCCUCUUCACCUACUCGUCUCGCGUUCUGCAUCCUGCCCUCGUCGACGUCUGCAUAAAAGUUCCACCACGUUCCACCCCGGCUUAUAACACCCGCACGCUUGACGCCGAGGAGGUGUCUUCAGGCGCACAGUUGACGCCAAAUACUAAUAGGACUCCUGUCUCGUUACCUCCCUGGCAUCUUCUUCGAUACUACUACCAUGUCUCAGAUCGCCGACGUUCCUGCUGCAUUCUCGCCGUUGGUGAAAUUGAACUUGCCCCCUCCUGAAGAAUACCGCAAGCGCAAGGUCGCGCUCAUCUCCGGUAUUACUGGGCAAGAUGGAUCAUACUUGACCGAGCUACUCCUGUCGAAGGGCUAUGAGGUCCACGGCAUCAUCCGUCGCUCUUCAAGCUUCAACACGAGCCGUCUGCACCAUCUUUACUCAGACCAACACGAACGGCCCAACAAGUUCAAGUUGCACUACGGCGACCUAAGCGACAGCACGAAUCUCGUGUACAUCAUCGCACAGGUACAGCCGACCGAGGUGUACAACCUCGGCGCGCAGUCGCACGUCAAGGUCUCGUUCGAGAUGGCCGAGUACACGGGCAAUGUCGACGGACUGGGCACGCUUCGCCUGCUCGACGCGAUCCGGACGUGCGGGCUGGACAAGCAUGUGCGCUUCUACCAGGCGUCGACGUCCGAGCUCUAUGGCAAGGUUGUCGAGACACCCCAGAGCGAGACGACCCCCUUCUAUCCACGCAGCCCGUACGGCGUCGCGAAGCUGUACGCGUUCUGGAUCACCGUCAAUUACCGCGAAGCAUACGGAAUGUAUGCUUGCAACGGCAUCCUCUUCAAUCACGAGAGUCCGCGUCGGGGGCGGACGUUUGUCACGCGCAAGAUCUCGCGCGCGGCUGCAGACAUCUCGUUGGGCAAGCAGUCCUGCCUCUACCUCGGUAAUAUAGACGCGCAGCGUGACUGGGGACACGCUGCUGACUACGUAGAGGGGAUGUGGCGAAUGCUGCAGCAGGACGGCCCGGAGGACUUCGUCCUCGCCACAGGUGAGACGCACCCUGUCCGCGAGUUCGUCGAGAAGGCGUUCGGCCUACUUGGCAUGGAGAUCAAAUGGCGAGGCUCCGGGACAAACGAGGAAGGCAUCGACGCUAAGACAGGCAAGGUGGUCGUCAAGGUCGACCCGGGGUAUUUCCGUCCCGCUGAAGUCGACCUUCUGCUCGGAAACCCUGCAAAAGCCGAGCGCCUGCUCGGCUGGAAGCGCAAGGUCGACUUCGACUCGCUCGUGAAAGAGAUGGUAGAGGCCGAUCUGAAAGCGGCGAAGUCACUCGUUGAGGAUCAGAACUGAGCGAACGGCUGAGCACGGUUCUUGCUUGGAUACGGACUUAAAGAGCAAGCGUCUAGAUACCAAAGAAAUGGUGUCGUAUGUAGUAGAUAUGCAUACUAGUAUCUAUGUAAUAUCUAGUUGAACCCUGCAUCCGUCCGCGACACGUAAGAGCCGCUUGGUAGUAUUUUC